Messenger RNA from Pocillopora meandrina, 832 nucleotides. The record is from the annotation of a GenBank genome assembly. NCBI's taxonomy places the organism in Eukaryota, Metazoa, Cnidaria, Anthozoa, Scleractinia, Pocilloporidae.
CUUCAAGCGUCACCCGAUAGCAAAAAAAACACCAUUCUACGGAAUUUCUUCUCUGAUUUCAAAGGUAGGUAGAGUUUUGAUACCAUUUGAAUUUAUUCAUUUCAUGAAUAAGUUCUGGUUACUUUGCUUUCGCCCAAAGUGUGAAAAAUAUCGCCGGCAUGUUGACAAAAAAAUAAACACUUAAUUCACAUCCUGAUAAUAUUCUUAUUAACAACAUAUUACCACUUUAUCAAUGAUAGAAUGAUGUUUAGGAUCUUUCAGUUCCUUUGCAAAGUAUUUUGUUGAAGGAGCCAGAUAAGUGUUAUGAUCGCCAAGAACCAUGUGAUGAUCGAGCAAUGAACAAUGCUUGAAUAAAUGAUAACUUGACACAUGACAAUACUAAGGGCAUAUUUAGUAAAUAAACAGCCUCUUCUUUUCUCUAAAUUUCAGUAUACAAUAACUAAAUGGCCUUUUAUCGAAUUCUCUCUUUGAGUGCUGUUUCUCUUCUCUUUUCCCUUUUUUUCAUCAGCUUUGCUCCUCACAAUUCUGUAAUUAUUCUUCCAGUGAUGCUACUUUAACGAAAAUGACUGUUUGAUUACCUCUCAUUCUCCUGCUGUACAUCUGUUACAACUAAUCAUCUUCAUGAUUUUUUUUCCUCCAGUGUGGACAUGGUCAUUAACGCAUCUAACACCGUUUUGCACUGUUGAUUGGCAGAAACUCUCCCCAAAUGUAGGCAACAAGAUAGCAAGAGGUCGAUUCUGGAAAAAAGAUGAUUUGAAGCAGAAGAACCACUCCUGACAUCAGUUUGUGUUUUAAAAGGUCAUCCAGUCUUUGCUCCCGUUGAUUAGCUAAC